Messenger RNA from Myotis daubentonii (Daubenton's bat), 1662 nucleotides. Its product is annotated as RP9 pre-mRNA splicing factor. Gene Ontology annotation, biological process: RNA splicing. The transcript has 4 exons. Lineage: Eukaryota; Metazoa; Chordata; Mammalia; Chiroptera; Vespertilionidae. The record is from RefSeq and is a predicted model, not a curated record. The coding region runs from base 241 to 825 and encodes 194 amino acids.
AGGCUGCGGGGCAAGGUGCCUGGGUGUUUUAUUUUUUUCCUCCUGGAAAAAGUUAUUUGUACAUGUCUCCUCGUUACAUGUGCUAAAUAUUCUCUUUAGUAUAUACGUUGGACUGGAUUUCCUGGUAUAUAGGGAUCGCAUACUAGAGAAUUCCUAUAGAGAACCUUCCUUUCUUCAAAACUGGAUGGAUCCUGUCACUUGUACGGAGCACCUCCUGUCUAGCCACUGGGAGACGCAAAGAUGCAAAGACGACCUGCACAGGAGCCCCGGCCUCCAGGUUCAGGACGCGGAGAGGAAAGGUGCGUCUGCAGGCGGCAGGCGGCAGGCAAGGGCGCCCAGGAGCUCAGCCCGAGGCCGCCGCCAGGGGGCGCGCUCCACCCUCCGGCACCAACCGGCCAGGCAGGCGUUGGGGCCGGGCGCUCGGAGCACGAACUAAAGGCCUCAAGGCCGCGCCGGGGGCUAGGCUGCCGGCCGGCGGCGGCGGGAGGGGGCGCUGCGGGGCCGGGCGGGCGGGGCGCGGAGGAAGUGCCGUCUUCGCCGCCGCCUGCGCCGCGCGGGCCGCGAUGUCGUCCCGGCCGGGGCGCGGCGACCCGGGGGCCGGGGGCGCGCGGCGGGCGCGGGAGCCGCCGGAGCAGGAGCUGCAGCGCCGCCGGGAGCAGAAGCGGCGGCGACACGACGCGCAGCAGCUGCAGCAGCUCAAGCACCUGGAGUCCUUUUAUGAAAAACCUCCUCCUGGGCUUAUCAAGGUGCCAGUCAGACACUUCGGGCUUUGUCACAAGCCUGUGCCUUUGUGGCAAUUUACUCAGCCGGGUGUCUGUUCCCUAAGAACCCCAGGCAGGCCCACGCGAGUCCCUCAGCCAUCGCCCCUUCUCUGCACCAUGGCCAGUGUCAGACUCUGAGGCAAUAAGACUUAGAGGAGUGGUUAAAGGCCAAAAUAACCUUUUCUGUUUGCUACCUUUCAAUAUUAAAAAAGAUUUUAAAAAACAUUUUCAUUAGAAAUUUAAUAUACAUGGAAACUUGAAAAAAAAUCAAAAGGCUAAAAAAUGCAGGCUCGAUCCCCAACCCCAGUCGGGGUGUGUGUGAGAUGCAACCAAUAGAUGUGUCUCACAUCAAUGUUCCUCUCUUUCUCUGUCUCUCCCCCUCCCUUCAACUCUCUAAAAAUCCAUGGAUCCUGACUGGUGCAGCUCACUGGUUGAGCAUCGACCUGUAAACCAAGAGGUCAGGUCACCAUUCCAUCCCUGGUCAAGGCACUCCCUCGAUCCCCAGUGUGGGGCGCAGGAGGCAGCCAAUCAAUCAUUCUCUCUCAUCACUGAUGUUUCUAUCUCUCUCUCUCCCUCUUCCUUCCUGUCUGAAAUCAAUAAAAAAAAUGUUAUAAAUAAGUAAAUAUCAGUGGAAAAUAUCUUCAGGUGAGGAUUAACCAAAAAGAGAGGGAGAGAGAGAGAGAGAGAGAACUUUAAUGCAGGUAUUUGGUGGUGUUAAGUACAUUUCAUAAAUACACCUGUGGCCUUCAAGGUAUAAUAAUCCAUUUUAACUUAACAUGCUUUUGUUGUUAUUCCAGGAAACCUUACUUGUUUAAUCCUAUACUUUGCCUCAUUCCACAAAACUUUUUUUUAAUAUAUAUUUUAUUGAUUUUUUACAGAGAGGAAGUGAGAGGGCUAGAGA